AAAAGUAAUUACAGUCACAAACAGCUUGAAGUUUUGCGAAAAUGUUGGGUUACUACAAUUACCUGAUUGAAAUUGGGGAUACUUUAAUAAAAAAUAAAUUUUUGUUAAACAGUCCAACACCAAGUUUUGUCUUUCUAGCAAUUUAUUUGUUGCUCAUUUAUGUAAUUGUACCCCAGUAUAUGAAAAAGAAAGAACCUUAUACACUCAAAACUAUUAUUUUCUUUUACAAUAUAUUUCAAAUAGUUGCUUGCACAUACGUUGUUUACCAAUUUAUGACACCACUUUCAGAACCUUUAUAUAACUGGAAUUGCGAUACUUUUACGCACGAAAACACUCCCAAAUCACAAAGACGCUUAAAAAUCUGUUAUUACGUUUUUCUAAUAAAAAUUGUAGAAUUGGUGGAAACUGUCUUUUUCCUAAUGAGGAAAAAACUCAACCAAAUUUCAGGUCUUCACAUUUAUCAUCAUACAUCAACAUUGUUACUUGUUUGGUUUCUAACGAGAUAUUAUCCAGGAGGACUUACAGCAUUUUGGUUUAUGUUAAAUUCUGGUGUUCAUGUCCUGAUGUACAGUUAUUAUUUCGUCACAACUUUGGGGCCUGGAUUUCAAAAAGUGUCAAGCUUUUUAAAGCCCAUUAUGACUCUAGUUCAAAUGGUUCAAUUUGUUAUAAUAAUAGUUCAUGUGUCUCAAAUAAUUUUAAACCCGAAAUGUGGUUUACCCUUUAUCGUUUUCGGGAUUGUUGUCUUUGAUGCAAUUUUCUUGUUUUUUAUGUUUGCAAGCUUUUUCAAAGCGACUUAUCUUCGAAACGACAAGAAGAAAGUUAAAUAGAAACAGGGUGUUAUUUUUGUAGCCAAUUAAAAGUUCUGAAAACGU
This is a messenger RNA of Tribolium madens (black flour beetle), 872 nucleotides long. Its product is annotated as elongation of very long chain fatty acids protein 7-like. Gene Ontology annotation, cellular component: endoplasmic reticulum membrane. The record is from RefSeq and is a predicted model, not a curated record. NCBI's taxonomy places the organism in Eukaryota, Metazoa, Arthropoda, Insecta, Coleoptera, Tenebrionidae. Gene Ontology annotation, molecular function: fatty acid elongase activity. The transcript has 4 exons. Gene Ontology annotation, biological process: sphingolipid biosynthetic process; fatty acid elongation, monounsaturated fatty acid; fatty acid elongation, polyunsaturated fatty acid. The coding region runs from base 42 to 827 and encodes 261 amino acids.